Messenger RNA from Danaus chrysippus (African queen), 1578 nucleotides. NCBI's taxonomy places the organism in Eukaryota, Metazoa, Arthropoda, Insecta, Lepidoptera, Nymphalidae. The record is from the annotation of a GenBank genome assembly.
AUGUCGGAUUCUAUUUACACUUUUGACUUUCUUUUAGAACCGAGUUUAGAGAUAAAACAAGAGUCAAACUUCGAGUUGGGCGCGAUGUCAGCAUCGGUGCCAAUUCCACAGAGGCGCACAGAGCUUGCAGAUUUUAAUACUGACUUAGAUUUGUGUCUGCAAGACAAUCAGAUUGGAUCAUUCCACAGUGUUCCCACAUUACCCUACAACAAAUUUAAUUUCGAAGCUGAUUCAUCAAGGAUGGAGCCUUUCAAAAUGGAGGAUGAUGAUAUAUUCCAAGUAGACAAAGCUGAUUUAGUGUUAGGUCCAACUUUGGCAGAGUUAAAUGCAAAUCCAGAUACAUCUUUGGAUGAUCUCAAUUUCGAUGAUCUGCUCUUGCCAGAGGAGAGUCGCUACUGUUUACAGAUAGGUGGAGCGAUGAGUGGUUCAAAGAACUCUCCAAAUGUUUUCCAAACAAACACAUUGACUUCCGAGAGUCCCUGUAGCCCUUAUGGUAGAGCUCAGUUGGCUUUCUCGCCGUCUAGUCAGCAUAGUUCAGCAUCUUCGAGUUUUGUUCCCCCAAUGAAUCAAUUACCAGAACUUCUCCUAAGAAUGGAUGGUUACAGUGGCGAAAUUGCUCUUGGACAAUCGGUCCCAGCUUCAUCUGUUCUGCCACCAUUCCCACCUAGCGUUAAAACCAAAGCACAAUUAUCCUCAUCGGCUCCCACACAUUUAACUAUGGACCAGAUAUGGCAACGUCGGGAGCCAAGAAAACAUUUACUUUCCACGAGUUCUCUCGCUGAAGCAGGAUCAGUAUCUUCUUUGUCCGGAGGACUUCUUAGUCCGGGAACUGGAGAUUUCUCUCAAGAUGAAGAUGACAGAGAUGUAGAAUCUGACGAAGACAGCGAUCGAUAUGAGGAUCUUUCAUCUGAUGAAUCAAAUGAUGAAUGUCCUGAGCGUAAAGAAGCUCGUCAGGCCAAAAAAGAAAAAUACUUCUGGCAGUACAAUGUACAGGCUAAAGGUCCGAAAGGUCAAAGAUUAAUACUAAAGAAAAAAUCAGAAGAUCCACAUGUACUAAAUCUAGUUACAGACCCUGUAUUUAGCCCCAACUGCAAUGUGAAAGGCAUAAAACACAGUGGGAAGGCAAGAAAAGGUGAUGGAAAUGAUUUAACACCGAAUCCCAGAAAACUAUAUCUCAUCGGUUUGGAACUAGAUAAAUUAGGAAAAAUUAUUAAUGAUAUGAUACCAGUCAGCGAAUUGCCAUUUAAUGUUCGACCGAAAACCAGGAAAGAGAAAAAUAAACUGGCCUCGAGAGCUUGCAGGUUAAAGAAAAAAGCUCAGCACGAGGCUAAUAAAUUAAAACUAUAUGGAUUACAACAUGAACAUAGACGACUCCUCAAUGGAAUAAAUCAAGUGAAACAAAUACUUUGCAAUAGGGUAACAAAUCCGGAUAACAAUGUUGAUUGGUCUUCACAUGUACAGACUUUAGUUAAUACAGCUACUGAGGUAAAAAUAGCUGGCAAAACAUCAGAGUUUGUCAACAAAAUAGUGAACAAUGUGAAGUCUGGACAAAAUAAUGGCGGUUUGAACGAAAUAUGA